Molecule: messenger RNA, 3917 nt
Organism: Thermothelomyces thermophilus ATCC 42464
Lineage: Eukaryota; Fungi; Ascomycota; Sordariomycetes; Sordariales; Chaetomiaceae
Exons: 2
Coding region: 182-3865 (1227 amino acids)
Biological process (GO): mitotic cell cycle
Molecular function (GO): DNA binding
Source: RefSeq, a predicted model, not a curated record
CCUUCACCGACUGAAGCCCAUCCGAUUUUGUUUUCAACCGUCAAUUCCGUCACCACUCAUUACCGGCCUUUUAGCUCUGGGGAGGAAUCAAGGAGGAGUUCCUUCCCUUCCCUGGAAUCCAACCCCCCCUUUCAUUUACCCUUUAAUAUCAAGGCCGAGCAAACCCCAGCAAUCGGCCACGAUGGAUGCGCAGUCGCCGCCAAAGAGGAUGACUCGCGCGCGCUCUGCGGCAAAGACAUCUGAGCUCGCCGCAAAGUCGGCCCGCGUCGUCACGCCUGCUGCCAGGGCCAAGACUGCCCGCAGCGCAGCUACUACCACAGCGACCACGAGAGCAACACUCAAGAGGAAGAGCCCCUCCGACGACGACGAGGACGGGCACGAGAUGCAGCCGGCAAAGAAGAUAACCAUAGCUGCUGCCGACAAGCCCACCCGCGGUCGCGGCCGUCCGAGGAAGGUUGUUGUCGAGCAGCCCGCGGCAGAGCCCACGCCCGAACCUGCGCCUGCGCCUGCACCUGCACCUCCCACGACCGUUCGCGCCCGUGGGAGGCCGAAAAAGGCCGCGGAACCAUCCGCAGAGAAGCCGGCGAAGGCUACCAGGGUCACCCGCACCAGGAAGACGGCCGACGAAUCCACCAGUGCCGCCGCUGAACCUGUCAAGAAGGUGUCCCGUGGCAGGCCGGCGUCCUCAACAGGUACAGCAACAGUGACGACUACCGCAAAGCCCGUGGCCAAGUCGGCUGUCAAGAAGACGGUCAAAUUUGAGGAACCUGAGAAGGAGAACGUUGCGCCUACCUCCACGGCCGCACGGAAGGCGUCCACCAAGACCUCAGCGCAGGGCCCCAGCACGACAACCACCACCGCCGCCGCCGCCACUACUUCCGGUCUGCGCGGGAAGCCGGUUCGCAAAGCAGCAUCUGCUACGGCUACCCGGUCGGGCCGCAAGACCAAGGCAGCACCAGAUACGGAAUCGGGCGAGAACGUGGAGAAGCCAAUGCCGCUGAGUCCUAAGAAGGUCAAUCAGCUGACGAUGAACUGCGUCGAGUCGGACGAUGAGCUCGGUAUGGACGAGAAAAUCCCGGUCAGGCCGUUCAAGAAGCUCCCCAUCAAGCCCACCACCAGGAGCGCCAAGCCGACAACGGUACAUGCGCCGGUCUCUGCUGGAGAAAACGACGAAAACGCGAUCGAAGUCAAGCAGGCCGAGACGGAGGUCAACCUUCUGUUGGCGAGUCCGGCUAAGCGCUUGCCGCCGACUCCCUGGAAAGGCAGCAUCCAAUCGCCGGCGAGGCGCGUCGAAGGUCUUGUGCCUGCAUCUGCGCAAAAGACUGAGGGAAAGGCACCCCAAGUCCCGAGCAAGACGGGGCUUCUGCAGUCGCCCGCAAAGAGACAGCCGCUCAACCUAAAUCCACAUGGGACCGACAGCAGCAGUGGGUCGGGUAUAACACCCAUCAAACUUUCCUUCCUCUCAACUCCAGCAAAGCGGCCUCCCAUCUCCCCCAUCAAGCCUUUGCCCAGGACCAUUGAAGAAGAGGAGCCGACCGACCGGAGUCCGGCCCCCAAACCGACUCUCCUUGCCAGUCCCUCGCCUCAGGAGGUAUCUGAAGGUCUUGAGGAACGACCCAGCACGACAGAGGACAAAUCCGCGGACAAUGAGACACUCCACGAGUCGCCCACCACACUCGACUUUCCUGGUCGCCUGUCGGCUGUUUUGCCGCGGGAUGCAGACCCGACGCUAACUCCUCCCGCCUCGACAGCGUCAGCAGCUACAGCCCAAGCGCAAGCAGAAGAGGAUCAGGCCGAAACCAAGGAGGAUGUCCAAGAGCACGACGGGACGGAAGACCAAGGAGAGCCAAUGGUUGUGGACCAGCCGUCCGCCGAACACCCUGCUGCGGACUCCGCCAGCACCACUCCCCCAACGUCUCCCAAGAACAUCAAUCCCAUGUUUGGACUGCGCGCCAAGGAUCUUGAUCCCUACGGCAACCUGGCUGAUUCGGACUCUGACGACGACGACGACUCUCCUGUGAGACAAAGCAGGUAUACUUCUGCCUUCAGUGCUUUGCCCGCCACUCCUUGUCCCGGUUCAGCGAAUUCAUCAAAGGUGUGGCAGUCCUCCAGCCGCAGCAUUGCUAAAAAGACGCCGAAGAAUGGUGGCCUGGACUUCACACCCCUUGCCCAGCAGUUGAGUGGGUGGACUGCUGGCCCGACGCCUCUCAGGAUCGGUUCACCUGCCGGUCUGGCGACCGAUUCUCCAACAGCCGAUCACACGCCGAAAGCGGUGUCGGCUCCAGCUGAGGCCCCCCAGAACACAUUUUUCGAGGAUGAGAUGCACGUCCGGCCUGAAACCAUGGACGCCGAAGAAGAUGCAGCCACCGAGGUGGGGGACGACGACGACGACGCGGUUCUGGAAGACCUUUCGUUUACCGAGGAGGAUAUGGAGCUUGCCGCGGAAGCAAAUGAGAUGUCUCUCAUGGAAAAGGAACAGGGCGACCACGGCAGCCAGGAUCACGAUGACUCAAACUCGGAAGCCAGCCAAGAAUAUGGCGACGAGAACGCGAUCCCCAUUGAUCCCACGCUCGCCUCCUCAGGCAAUGGUCUCUCUGGGUCAGCGGUCCCACCUGUAACCCCCCAGCGCACGAUUCGUCGUCGCGAGGUGCACACCGUUGCCAAGGUGCCCCUGAAACCCGCCGAUGAAUCCACGCCUCAGCCCAGGCAAGAAAACCGUUGCUACAGCGUCUCGAGACUUCCGGCUGCCAGACCCACUGAGCGGUUAACUAGGAAUGCCACGGCCCCGUCGUGCUCGCCUUGCAAGGGAGGCGAAGUUGACCCUCUUGACGAUCGGUCGGUCGAUGGGAGGGCCGACCCUAGUCUGCCAGUGACGCCCCAAAAGGCAGAUAUCUGGUCAACGAUGGGCACACCCGCUCGGACGCCCCGGGGGGAUCUUAACCCUGCCCUUCUCCAAGGUGCCGUGGUCUUUGUCGAUGUUCACACCAGCGAGGGUGCCGAUGCCAGUGGUAUCUUUGUUGAGCUUCUGACCCAGAUGGGCGCGCGUUGCGUCAAGACGUGGUCAUGGAACCCCAACAACUCGUCGGAAUCGGGAGCGGAUUCGCGAGUCGGAAUCACCCACGUAGUCUACAAAGACGGCGGCAAGCGCACCUUGGAAAAGGUACGCGAGAGCGGUGGGUUAGUGCAGUGUGUGGGUGUCAGCUGGGUCUUGGACUGCGAGCGUGAGAACCAGUGGCUCGACGAGAGCCCGUACUACGUCGACACCUCGCUUGUCCCCCGCGGCGGUGCUCGUCGGCGUAAGAGCAUGGAGCCGCGCUCCAUCGCCAAACUCAACGGAAUGCUCGUGCCACAGCCCGUGCGCAGCUCUCGCGGCUCGCAGACCGCGCCAAAUACGCCUGCCAACAACCGCCGCGCCAGUACCCUGUGGGUUCGAUCCCCGGAGAAAUAUUCUGAUGAGGACGACGACGACCACGAUGGCUCGGACAGCGGCGAUGACAACGACGAUAAGGGUGGAGGCGAACACACCGAGUGGGGUGCGCUCACACCGGUUCCCAAGACCCCGGCGCCCGAGGCCAUUGCCCGCUUCGUUGCCAACAUUAGCCCGGGCUCGGCCACCCCGUCGAGCGUGGGCAGCGUCGACAGCGAGGACCCGCUCGGUCACGGUGACGAGCACGACCGCAAAGAGGCGCUUCUGCGCACCUGCCCGCCGAAGCGCACAGCCUUUGUAGAGCUGGGCGAAAGCAUCCUCAGCAAGGAGAAGGACGAGCGCAUUCUCAUGCGGCUGAUGGCGGCCCGCCGCAAGAGCCUCCAAUUUGCACCCAAGAUCGGAAGCCCGCUGUCCAAGAGCUGGAAGGCGUGGAAUUAAUUAGACCGGAGACACAUUUGCAUGUUCCUUUACCUACUGUAUUGUUUUGUAA